AUGAAAAUUGAUGAUCAAAUACCAGGAAGUAUCAAUAAAAUCAGAGUGAUUCAUUUCCAGGCUACAGCAGUAAGCAGGCCAGCGUUAGGAUCCUUUCCGCCAACGUUCUUCCCGAAUGCCAUCAAAGAAGCGCUCAGCUCGAUAGCGCCGAAAGGAUGUCCCGGUGUGCAGACUGUCUUGUGUGGUACAUCAUCGAACGAGAAUGCAAUUAAAGCUGCAUUCAUGUGGUACCAGGCACAAAAACGUGGCGGUGCAAGGCCGCGUGCGGAGGAUCUGGAAUCAUGUAUGAGGCACGAGCCUCCCGGCACACCCAACUUAUCCGUUCUCUCAUUUCAUGGCGCAUUUCACGGUCGAUCAUUGACGGCAUUAUCGAUUUCCCACUCCAAGGCUAUACAUAAAGUGGAUCUUCCGGCAUUCCACUGGCCUGUUGCUCAGUUCCCACUUUACAAAUAUCCACUGGAGAAAAACGUGCAAUACAAUGCGCAACAAGAUCAGCAGUGCCUUGCCCAAGUGGAGGAAUUAAUAAAAGAAAGGAAGAAGGCAAAUCAGGAUGUAGCAGCGUUGAUUGUUGAGCCGAUCCAAGGAGAAGGCGGUGAUAAUCACGGCUCGCCGGCGUUCUUUCAAGGAAUUCGCGACAUAACAAGCAAGCAUGGUGUUGUUUUCAUUGUUGAUGAGGUAUCAUCCCUAAAACCAUUAUUUUAUACCUUAGGUAUUAAAAACAUUCAUCAUUCGUACUGUGAGCAAGAGAUCCAUCGGCGACAGAAUGAAAGGCCAGUGUGA
Molecule: messenger RNA, 780 nt
Organism: Gongylonema pulchrum
Lineage: Eukaryota; Metazoa; Nematoda; Chromadorea; Rhabditida; Gongylonematidae
Source: the annotation of a GenBank genome assembly